Messenger RNA from Lasiosphaeria miniovina, 867 nucleotides. Its product is annotated as glycoside hydrolase superfamily. The transcript has a single exon. Bases 1 to 867 code for a protein of 288 amino acids. Lineage: Eukaryota; Fungi; Ascomycota; Sordariomycetes; Sordariales; Lasiosphaeriaceae. Gene Ontology annotation, biological process: carbohydrate metabolic process. The record is from RefSeq and is a predicted model, not a curated record.
AUGGAGAGUAGCGGCUCCAAGGCCUUUUCCCAGAUCGCCCGACUUCCUCUCGUCCCCUCCCCCGACAAGAGCGACCUCUGGCUCCUCGGCCCCGAGUCUGUAUCGCCGCCGCUAGCAGAAGGCGUCUACCACUACUGGUUCGAAGUCGACGACACCUCCCCGGAGAGCCAUGGCACCCUUUUAGUCUCUGAUACCUUCGCAUUCGCCGUCAACUACGGCGUGGCCAACACCGCGGAGCCCAGUGUGCCGCCACAGCCCGGCUCUGUCGUCAGGCUCCGCGACGGCAAGCUCUGGCCCUGCGACGUCGACGGCGCCGAUCCUCCACCCCCUGCCGUUCCGAGCCUGGCCGCUCUUCCAAGCAACUACCACCUGGUCAUCUACGAACUCCCAACCUCCUGGACCAAGAUUGGCAACGACAAUCGCGGCGUCGAUAAAGAGGUUGGGACCUUUGCCGACGUCUUGGCCCUGUUCAAAGCUGACGCCCCAGGUGACCACUUUUCGGCCGUAGCUGCCGUCAAUGAGGAAGCCAUCCUUGCCAACCUCGGCGUAAACGCCCUGGAGCUGCUUCCCGCCGCAGACUCCAAGACGCAAGACGAAUGGGGCUAUGCCACGGCACACUAUUUUGCUCCAGACUACAACCUCGGAACCGCCUCAGACCUAGUCCGCUUCGUCGAUGCCGUCCACGGCCAGAACACGCGCUUCUUCACCGACGUGGUCAUGGCCUUUGGCCACGACUCGUACGGCUCUAUCAACUACGGCUCUAUCGACUACGGCUCUAUCGACUUUCCCGACUUCUACAUCCACCUGCACUUGGAGACCAACAACCCGGACAACAGUCAAUCCAGCCAAUCUAUUCAACCACAAUGA